UCGAGUUGUAACACGGACGUAAUCAUUGUCCUCCCUUUAUCACUCCGAACAACACAGCAGACAGGAACGGGAUUUUUUUUUUUUUUAAUUAUUGUUCUUUAAAGGAUUCGACUCAGAAAGUCUCACCAAGAUGUUUCAAAGUUUGGAAUUCUUCACUUUAGUUUUCCUCUCUGUAUCGGCCGAAUCCCUUACAGGUAACGUCUUAGCACCACAAAAUGUGUCCAUACAGUGGAUUAAUGACUUUGAAACAAAGCUGUCCUGGGACCCACCACGGGAUUUGGUGGCAAACUGCACACCGAAGUAUAAAGUGAUUUCAAUGACACGAGAAAGGUACAGCGGAGAAACACGAGAUGUAGAUACACACGAAUAUUGUUUUUACACGGUGAUGAAGGGAGGAUUUCUGAGUUUAUCUGUAAAAACCAUCUGUGGUGACAAGAGUGGUGUGGUUGUCCACAACUUCACUUACCCAGACUUGGUGUGGAAUGUGAUGUGCUACAUCCGCUCCUCGCGUAACUAUGAAUGCCUCUGGCUGACAGCCACUGAUGUUCCAGAUCUCCGUUUUUUCUUUCGGUUCCCGAGUCAAUCAUCAAAUGCCGACUGCACAGCCCCUUUACCAUUACAAGAGUGCUCAUCGUAUCUCAUCACAAAUGGAAAGAGGACUGGUUGUAAUCUGCAGGACCCAAUUGCCUAUGACAUCCACAUGGUGUUCAAUGGAACACUGAACAACACGCUUGUCAGGAACACAUUCAGGCAAACAAAUCCAUUAGUGAGACCUCCUGCCCUGGAAUGGACAAUUACUGAAGCUGGGGAUAAAUUCAAUAUUAGUGUGAUUCCUCCUGAUUACCGACCGUCUAGGUGGACUUUACUUAUAAAUUACACUGAGUGUGGUAAAGAAAAGCAUCAACUACAAGAAUUAAAAACAGCAUUUCAGAUGCCCCGGCUACUUCACUGUCCAUACUACAUACAAAUUAAAGCGGAAAUUGACGACGGGAAGGGAGGUUGGACACCAUGGAGCGAAAAACUGUCUUUUGGUGCGAUUACAGAUCCUAAUCCGAUGGUGUAUGCUAUCAUCCCCAUCCCAAUAGUGUUUGCUGCCCUGGCGGUGCUGACUUUUAUUUGUUACAAGAAGAAUAAGGAAACUAUCUUCCCAAAAGUACCAGAACCUCGUGACCUCGUCAGUGAUAUUUCUGACAACAACAAUAAGAGCAAUGUCCGCAACUUGUACAUCCCAGCAGCAGAAGAAGAGGAUUGUAAAAUCACUCUGGUGCUAGAUCCCCAAUUCACCCAACUGGACUCUUGACAUACCCCUGAAGUGGCGACAACCUGAACUUGCAAGAACUGUCUCUCGCAUUAUGGUUGAACUUGCUCAACAUGAAGUAUGGAGACUUUAUUUUUUUGCGUGACAUUUCUUGGCCUCUCUGUUUCUUAAAGCGUUAAACAGAUUUUGUUCCCUAUUUCAAUUGAAUGAUUUGUCAUUUUGAGUCAUCAAGUGUUUUAAGGGAAGUGUCAACACAAACUUCCCCUAAAGAAGAUAGAGGCAGCUACUCCUUAUUCGUUGCUUACAAACUGCAAUUAAAAUCCAGCUGAAAUUCAGCUAAUGACUGAAUAACCUGGAACUGAAAGUCACUUCUAAAUGGGACCAAUCUAAAUUCAUUGUUACAGUAUAUUUACCUUUCUACCAAACAUUUCUGUCAUUUACAUGAAUUUACAGCUUAUGUGUAAUAUUUCUGUUUACAAGAUUAAGCAUAUUUCAUUUAUUUUCUUUUUUUCAGAGUUUAGGUAAGCAAUCCUUUUUUUCUGCACAACAAAAAAAAACUAAAUCUUCAUCCUCUGUCCUCUAUUUUAUUACAAUUACAGCCAUUAAUGACUGCAUUUUUCAAGUGAGAGCAAUAAGCAUUUUUAAAGACCAAAUAAGCCUCGCUACUGCAGUGCUGUGACAAGCAGCGAGAAGCUGUGUGAUAAAUGAAUGUGUCCCAAGACAUUAGUUUACAGAACAUGCAUCGCCUUUUUAAAAUCCCAGCUAUCAUUGUAAAUGUUUGUUUUGUUUUGGUUUUGAAUGCUUUGAAUAUCUUUGGCUCUGGGAUCUUAUAUGAGAGAAUGAAGCCUCUCUGUUUGCACUAAAUAAGCCCACAUUUUUAAAACAAUGAUUGAAACUUUAACUGAUCGUAAUAAUCAUCACUGCAGCUAUUUUCCUUGAAAUAUCAACAUCUGUCACCUGCAGUCUUGAUGAUUUACACUGUGUAACUGCUGAAUGUUGUUUUUUAUAUAUAUGUUUUUUUUAAGAUAAAAAAAACCCCAAACAGAAUAAACUGUGUGCAACUGCCACCACGUUACAGCCUGUCAGUCUGCUGUAUACACAAAGCAAAGACAUCUACAGUAUGUCUUUGCUUUGUCCAGGUUUAAGAUCCAGGUUGACAGGUCAAAUGGUUGACAGUUGAGGAAGUUAGAUAUGUAAGAAUCACCUCCAUAACCAUAAUCCUUUGUUGGCAUACCAAUAUCAUCCCUCAGAGCAUAACUGUACUGUGAUUGCUGCUCAUACCAACCCUAUUGCACUUGUGAUUCUACUUCGCCGCCAUCUAGUUCAUGGCCAGUCGCUUGCUGUGGCCCACUGUACUGGCCGCCUCCUAUGAUGAGCACAGUACAUAUAAAGUGUGUUGCCCAAAGAGAAUUCUGUGAAGCAUUGUUGCCUUGAUUGUUAAAUGACUGUGUGGGCAAAGGUCAGGGAAACACCUGGAACUUCAACACAAUGGAACAACUGAGAUUGUAUUCAUAUAAACAGUUCUGGGAAGGAGAGCUGCCCUGAGGUAGACCUCAGUGAUUGCAACCACAUUUAAAUAAGCAAUAGACUAAAGAUAUCAAAAGACAAAAAGCUAGAGUUCAAUCUUGAACAUUGGGUUAGAUUUGAAAAGCUUGUUAUAUUAUCUAUUGUGUAAAGCUUCACCUAAAGAGUAAGUAAAGCUGUCAAAUAAUUGUAGUGGAGUAGAAAGUACAAUAUUUCACUUUGAAAUGUAGUGAGGUAGCUGUAUUAAAAUCCAUCAACUGGAAAUACUCAACUAAAGCACAAAUACUUAAGUACAGUACUUAAGUAAAUUUACUUCUUAGUGUAUAGCCACUUAGCUUAGCUGGUGAACAGAUGAAGAUAUUUUGAACAUGUGUAUUUUUUUAAGUCUACCCUCAACAGCUGAAGGCCUCACUUGGUCACCAGUUAGACUUUUUCUGCCUUCAGAACAGCUAUGAGAUGUUCGUAGAGCUAAGAGUUACCUGGAGGGUAGUAUUUACUCUUAAGAGCUAACAUAUGAAUGUACAGUGUUUAAGGAAGUAGUAGAAUGGCUUGAGUAGGAGUCUAAAAAUAUGUUUCUUCUGUAUUGAGCUGAUACAGUAGUUUCACUGACCUGAAGUACCAAGUACUUUUUUGUUCCUUGGAAAAAAAUUUAGUUUUGUUCCAUGGAACAAAAUAGUUCCAUUUGUUCCGUGGAACAAAAUAGUUCCUUUUUCUUCCAUGGAACAAAAUAGUGAAAGACGUUUCCAUAUACUGUAUAUAAGCUAUAUACGCCUCUUUCUUAUUUUUUUGAUAGCCUUUAAUGUGAAAGAAAUAAAUCAUGUGAAAUAUACUGAUGUAUCAAUGAUGGUCUGUUCUUAAACAUUACAUGAGAUUCAGUGUUUCCCUCACCAUUGGGUUUAUUCUGCAUUAAAGAGUUUAUUUCUCAAAAAGAA
This is a messenger RNA of Scomber scombrus (Atlantic mackerel), 3714 nucleotides long. RefSeq lists its product as uncharacterized. Lineage: Eukaryota; Metazoa; Chordata; Actinopteri; Scombriformes; Scombridae. Bases 131 to 1300 code for a protein of 389 amino acids. The transcript is spliced from 10 exons. The record is from RefSeq and is a predicted model, not a curated record.